Molecule: messenger RNA, 5240 nt
Organism: Humulus lupulus (European hop)
Lineage: Eukaryota; Viridiplantae; Streptophyta; Magnoliopsida; Rosales; Cannabaceae
Product: putative disease resistance RPP13-like protein 1
Exons: 4
Coding region: 59-3544 (1161 amino acids)
Biological process (GO): defense response to other organism
Molecular function (GO): ADP binding
Source: RefSeq, a predicted model, not a curated record
GUAAUAAUGUCCAAAUUAUUGGAUCACUUUUUCUUGGCAACUUCUUGGAACCAUCACUAUGGUGGCAUCAAACGUAAUAAUGUCCAAUGAAUUAUUGGAUCACUUUUUCUUCCAAAACAAAAACAUAAACACUUCUCUUAUACUUCCACUACUCCUUUUUCUUCUAACCUUCUUUACCAUACACUACUUCUUUCUCGCUCUCUCUCUCUCUCUCAUCUCUCUCUCUCUCUCUCUCUCAAGAACAGAAACCAUGGCUGACUUAAUGGUGGGGGGAGCUCUUCUCUCUGGUUUCAUCAAUGUCAUCUUUGAUAGGCUUGCUUCUCAAGAGGUACUUGACUUCUUUCGUGGAGACAAACUCAAUCAAAAGCUGCUCAAAAGGCUGAAGACUGUGUUGCUAUCAGCUAAUGCGCUGCUGAACGAUGCCGAGGAGAAGCAGCUUGGAGACAGCAACGUGAAGAAUUGGCUUGAUGAGCUUAAAGAAGUACUGUAUGAAGCAGAUCACGUGAUGGACAAGAUCAGCACUGAAGCUCUGCGACUCAAGAUGGAGGAAGAUGAACUCGAAAGCACAGCAAGUAAGCCCUCCCACUCUGUCUUUAAGAAACCAUUUGAAAUAAGUGCUGUGAAAUCUGAAAUCGAAGAGAUCCUUGAUACUCUAAAGGAUCUUUUAGAACAGACAGAGUACCUUGGUUUGAAAAAAGUAGAGCUGAAAACAACAUUACAUAGACCACCUGCACCUUUGUUAGAUGAUUCUAAGGUUUAUGGAAGGGAGAAUGAUAAAGAGGCUAUUGUUAAGCUAGUAUUGUGUGAUGAUGUUGGUGACCAUAGGAUUGUCCUAAUUCCUAUAAUAGGGAUGCCUGGUAUUGGCAAAACUACACUUACUCAAAGUGUAUAUGACGACACCACUGUCCAACAACACUUUGACUUGAAAGUGUGGGUAACUAUCUCCGAAGAUUUUGAUGUUUUGAAAAUAACUAAACUUAUUUUUGAGGCAAUCACUAAAACAAGAUGCGAAGCAAAGGAGCUAUAUCAACUUCAAAAUGAAUUGAAAAAUGCUUUGAUAGGGAAGAAGUUUCUUUUUGUUCUCGAUGAUGUAUGGAAUGAAAAUUAUUUGUUGUGGGACUCUUUGAAAAGCUCUUUUCAAUCUGGCAAUCAAGGAAGUAAGAUCAUUGUGACCACGCGUAACGAAGAUAUUGCUUUGAUGAUGAGGACGAUGCAUGUUCAGCCUUACGAGCUUAAAGAAAUAUCUUACGAAAAUUGUUGGAAGUUGUUUGCAGAACACGUCUUUGGUACUAUAGGCUCCAAUGAGGUACAUCAAGACUUGGAAGAAAUCGGAAAGCAAAUUGUAAAAAAGUGCAAGGGUCUUCCUUUGGCUGUAAAAUCGAUGGCUGGACUUUUACGAUCUAUGUCCACUAGCGAAGAAUGGAGACAUGUACUGCAAAGUGAUGUAUGGGAGUUGCCCAAUUGUCUCAAACUAGGAAUUGUUCCAGCAUUGUGGUUGAGCUAUCGAUUUCUGCCUCCUUAUUUGAAACCAUGUUUUUCUUAUCUCUCGUUAUUUCCCAAGGAUUAUGAAUUUCAGAAAGAUGACAGAGAACAAAUAAUCUUAAUAUGGAUGGCAGAAGGUCUUUUACAACCUCAAAAAGGAAAAAGGAUUGAAGAUGUUGGAGAAGAGUACAUGAGUGCUUUAAUAGCAAGAUCAUUUUUUCAAAGAAACACAUGGGAUCGUUCUCUUUCUAUGCACGAUCUUAUGCAUGAUCUAGCUAUGUAUGUAUCAGGUCAGUGUUGUUCUAUUUAUGAUAGUUGUAAUGACUUCCACAAGCUAAAUGGUAGCAAGACACGCCAUCUAUCAUACAUGAAAGACUUAAAAGAUACAAUAGAAUUUGACAACUUUUCUAGAGUGAAGUAUUUGCACACCUUGUUAGUUUUACCAUUGCGAUAUACAUAUCCAUCGCAGGAGACACAAUUAAAGCUUGAAAUUGUGCUGAAGGAUGGAGGAUGCUUAAGAUCACUUUCUUUGUCAGAAUCAUGUAUCACAGACUUGCCUGAUUCAAUUGGCAAUUUAAAACAUCUCAGGUAUUUGAAUUUGUCUUGGACAAAAGUUAAGGAAUUACCUCAUUCAAUUUGUGGAUUGUAUAAUUUGGAAACACUCUUGUUGUCAAGUUGUGGAAACCUCACACAAUUGCCUGCCAACAUUUCCAAGUUAGUCAACCUGCGUCAUCUUAUGACAAGAUGGACUCCUCUAAAAGAGAUGCCACCGAAGAUUUGUAAUAUGAUAAAUCUUCAGACGUUAAGUAAUUUUUUUCUGUGUAAAAAUGAUGGGUCCAGGAUCAAAGAGUUGGGCAAGUUGGAUAAUUUGCAUGAACGCUUGGAGAUUUCAGGGCUUGAAUAUGUUAGAGAAGUGAGUGAUGUUUUGGAAGGCAAUUUGAAGAACAAAAAGUAUCUCAAUGAGCUCGUUCUUUCAUGGAACGGUGUGGCAGAUAGCUCGACAAAGGAAAGAGAAGUUCUUGACGCACUCCAACCACAUGUAAAUUUAAAGAAACUCGUAAUUAGAGGUUAUAACGGUACAUGCUUGCCAGAUUGGGUAACAGAUCCAUCAUAUUGUAACUUGAAAAAAGUUGAUCUACACUGCAGAAAUCUUUGCUUGUCAUUGUUAUCAUUUCGGCUGCUAAGUUCAUUGAUACAUUUUCGUGUUUCCUGUCUUGAUAUGCAUGAUGAAUUUCGUAGUAUUCCUUUGAAUAAGCCCUUUCCAUUCUUAGCAAGAUUAGAGCUUGAUGGUACUGAUAUGUUGGAUUGGUCAUUUAUUAAUACAAGUGAUCAAAGAUGUGAGAUUUUUCAAUGUUUAAAGCAAUUUGAUUUAAAGCGUUGUGGGAAGCUGAGUGUGGCGCUACCUAUGUGUAAUUUUCCAUCUUUAGAAUAUAUCAAUGUUGCAUCUUGCGAUGAAUUGGUAACUAUAUUUCCAACAAGUACUCACAUUGACUCUGCAUAUCCUUCCCUGGACUUGUUGAACACAAUGCAUUGCUCAAGGUUGGAAACCUUUUCAGAAAUGGGAUUGCCCUUUACUUUACAACGUCUACGCAUCGCAUCAUGUGAUAAGCUCAUGGAAAACCGCAUGAAAUGGAAUUUACAAAGACUCCCAUCAUUGAAUUCCUUAGAACUCUGGCAUUGUGGAGAAAUGGUGGAUUCAUUACCAGAGGAAUGGCUGCUCCCACCAUCUUUAAGAUAUCUUAAGAUCUUUGAAUGUAAUAACCUCAAAGCUCUGAACAGCAAAGGCUUCCAACACGUCACCUCCCUUCAUCGUUUAGAACUUCUUUAUUUGGAAAAGCUAGAGUGCUUACCAGCAGCAGGACUGCCGCAGAGUGUUACUUAUUUGUCCAUAGAAGGAUGCAGUCUGCUAAUUCCCAGGUGCAAGGAAGGAACAGGGGAAGAUUGGCCCAAAGUUCAACACAUUCCUAACAUACUAACCGAAGAAACAGAACAUAAUAAGGAAAACUUAGGCGGCAGGUACACUGUUACUUAUUUUGCUAGGAUUGAUGAUUAUGAUGAUUGAUUGGGCUUCUUUAAUUUGGUUGGUAUUUCUCCCUUUGCUGCUACUAUAACAGAGUUAUGACUUGUGACUGAGAUUGGCUGUUGUAUUGUUGUGAACAUUAUUGCUUAGAAUCAUCUUUCUUAAUUUCAUAAUGUUUUGUGGGUGAGAAUGUGAUAGUGUUGUAAUCUUUAUGAUCAUGUGAUAGUUUAAUUCCCAAGUGCAAGGAAGAAACAGGGAAAGAUUGGCAUAUGAUUCAAUUCAACACAUAGCUAAAAUACACUAACUGAAUAAAGUCAUGUCUCUCUUAGACAGCAGGAACACAGCAUUGUUUAUUAUACUGGUGGGGAUCGAGUUAUGAAUUUCAUCGAGUCUCAAUGAUUUCAGCCAAUGAGACAAUGCAGACUCUCAACUUUGUGGGAUAUAUUUAUAUAUAUAGCCUUGUUUAAUUUGGAAGGCAAGCAAAUUACACAGAAAAGGUUCUAUGAAUAUUCAAGAUGCAUGAUGCCAAGAGUGUUACAGUUCCCUUAGCUGAUCAAUGUCCUGAAACUGAAGCAGAAGUAAAACUGUAAAAGACGAGGAUAAAGUCCCAUAUGCACCGCACUUGGUUGUUUGAUGUAUGUAAAAUGCCUAUGCCCUCAGUUUUCUUGAUGUCUAAACCUGGGCUCGAGCAUUGGCUUGGUGUGAAAUGGUCAAUGAGGUAUCUCAAAGGUACAAGCACACAUGGUAAGGUGUACAAGAAAAAUGCUGGAAAGAUAUGGCUCGAAGGGUUUGUAGAUUCUGAUUUUGCUUCAAAUCAAGAUUCAAGAAAGUCCCUCAUUUUCUAUGUUGUUACAAUAGUGGGAGCACAGUAAGUUGGAAGUCUCAUCAGCAACAAAUCAUUGCUUUGUCCACGUCUGAAGCUGAAUUCAUGGCGACUGUAGAAGCUUGUAAGGAAGUAGUGAGAGCAUUGCUUAAACUUGUUGAACAUUGAUACAGGCUUGUUGAAGUUACUUGAGCUAAAUCAUCAUGAGCUUUCCUUAUUACUACUCCUCCAGAACACAUCCAGCAAGCAGUGUUUUUACCGCUGGCUUUGCCUAUGCACGCUAACUCAGUUCACCAAGUUAGUUUCAGAUUAGUAUUGUAUUUCACAUCUUUGUAGAAAGAAGAUCACUUUGAGAGUUUUGAGAGCUUUGAGUGUGGUUGUACAAGGGGUUCUCGGGUUUGGUUCUAAGGGUACAGAAAGAGUGAGUUUGGUACCAAGAAACCAUUGAAGAUCUUCAACUGUAACAAAGAUUGUAUUGCUGAUUCUCUAUAGUGGAUUGCUCAUGAUGAUGCUCAAACUGGAUGUAGGUCAAAUUGGCCGAACCAGUAUAAACCUUGGCGUCCAUUUCUUUACUUUAAUUUUGAUUUGUUGCUCGGAUACUUUGGGUUCUGUUCUUGAACACAAAGUAUCCGAGCAACAAAUAGUGACAAACUUCUCUGAUAUAAAUACAUAAUAGUGAGGUUUUCUAUUUGAGAUUGCUGAAAUCAUUGAGGGUGUAUUGAAUUUGAUUGAUAUAGUGGGACUGAAUCAAUUAAACUCCUCUCAUGUUCUUUUACUGCACUAUUUUAUUUGUUCUUUAUUAGGCUAAUGUGUUAGAGUAAUUUGAUGUUAAUGUAGUUCUUUACUUUAAUUUCUUUAAUUGAUAAGUAUGUAUAAUAGUACUGAAACAAUAAAGAAAUUACACAGAAAUUUGUA